Molecule: messenger RNA, 8793 nt
Organism: Rhea pennata
Lineage: Eukaryota; Metazoa; Chordata; Aves; Rheiformes; Rheidae
Gene: CLASP1
Product: cytoplasmic linker associated protein 1
Exons: 37
Coding region: 346-4737 (1463 amino acids)
Biological process (GO): establishment of mitotic spindle localization; mitotic spindle assembly
Cellular component (GO): kinetochore; basal cortex; spindle microtubule
Molecular function (GO): kinetochore binding; microtubule binding
Source: RefSeq, a predicted model, not a curated record
CGGCACUGAGCGCCGUCCGGCCCCCGCCGCGCCGCCGCCGCCGCCGCCGACCCCGGCCUGGCCGCCAGAAUGGACUGCUGAAUUGGGAAUUAUUACAGACCCAACAGUACAGCACUGCUUGCUACUUCAUCUAUUGCUAGUUAUUUAAAUUGGACUUUUAAUAUCCUGCCAGCUGCUCUUCAUACACACAUGGUGCAUUGUUGCCAUUCUCAGAAUUGCGUCUUUGAAACCCAGACCCUCAGUAACCUUCAUCGAACAAAGAGGCGACCUCCUGCACGUUGUAGAGGGAUUUUUUGAACCUGCUGCCCUCUAGCUUUCUUGCUGGUGCUGUAUUUUUAAGACACUAUGGAGCCCAGUAUGGAGUAUUGCUUAGCGCAGGUGCUGCAGAAAGAUGUUGGAAAAAGACUUCAAGUUGGCCAGGAGCUGAUAGAUUACUUCUCAGAUAAACAGAAGUCGGCUGAUCUUGAACAUGAUCAGACUAUGCUGGAUAAAAUGGUUGAUGGACUGGCCACUUCUUGGGUGAAUUCCAGCAACUAUAAGGUGGUUCUCCUGGGCAUGGACAUCCUUUCCGCACUGGUGUCACGCUUGCAAGAUCGCUUCAAGGCACAGAUUGGCACAGUGCUACCGAGUUUACUUGAUAGACUGGGAGACUCGAAAGACUUGGUGCGGGAGCAAGAUCAGACCUUGCUGCUAAAAAUUAUGGAACAGGCUGCUAAUCCUCAGUACGUGUGGGAUAGGAUGCUGGGAGGAUUCAAACACAAGAAUUUCCGAACAAGAGAGGGGAUUUGCCUCUGCCUUAUUGCAACACUCAAUGCAUCUGGAGCUCAGAGUUUAACACUGAGCAAGAUAGUGCCACAUAUAUGUAACUUACUUGGAGAUCCGAACAGCCAGGUUCGAGACGCAGCAAUAAACAGCCUUGUGGAAAUUUACAGACAUGUUGGUGAACGCGUAAGGGCUGACCUCAGUAAAAAAGGACUGCCCCAGUCUCGGUUGAAUGUAAUUUUUACAAAAUUCGAUGAGGUCCAAAAGUCUGGAAACAUGAUCCAGAGCUCAAGUGAUAAAAAUUUCGAUGAUGAAGACUCCGUGGAUGGGAACAGACCUUCCUCUGCUAGCUCCUCUACGUCCUCAAAGGCCCCUUCAAAUUCACGCAGAGUUGGGAUGGGGACUGCCCGCAGACUUGGGUCUGCAGCUCUGGGCUCAAAGUCUUCAACAGCCAAAGAGGGAGCAGGUGCUGUGGAUGAGGAGGACUUCAUUAAAGCAUUUGAGGAUGUCCCAGCAGUUCAGAUUUAUUCCAGCCGAGAUCUUGAGGAGUCCAUAAACAAAAUAAGAGAGAUACUGUCAGAUGAUAAGCAUGACUGGGAACAGAGAGUAUCUGCUCUGAAAAAGAUCCGCUCGUUACUCUUGGCUGGAGCUGCAGAAUAUGAUAACUUCUUCCAACACUUACGGCUUUUGGACGGAGCAUUUAAAUUAUCCGCGAAAGACUUGCGAUCUCAAGUAGUGCGAGAGGCUUGUAUCACACUGGGACAUUUGUCAUCAGUUUUGGGAAACAAGUUUGAUCAUGGGGCAGAAGCCAUCAUGCCAACGAUUUUUAAUCUAAUUCCCAAUAGUGCCAAAGUCAUGGCCACUUCUGGUGUUGUAGCAGUUAGAUUAAUCAUUCGACAUACGCACAUCCCUCGACUAAUACCCAUCAUAACCAGUAAUUGUACCUCCAAGUCUGUUGCUGUUAGAAGGCGCUGUUUCGAAUUUUUAGACUUGCUGUUGCAGGAAUGGCAAACUCACUCUCUAGAAAGACACAUAUCAGUGUUAGCAGAAACAAUAAAGAAGGGAAUCCAUGACGCAGACUCUGAAGCCAGGAUAGAGGCAAGAAAGUGUUAUUGGGGUUUUCAUGGUCACUUCAGCCGAGAGGCAGAGCAUUUGUAUCACACCCUAGAAUCCUCCUACCAGAAGGCCCUGCAGUCUCAUCUGAAGAACUCUGACAGCAUCGUGUCCUUGCCACAGUCUGAUCGCUCCUCCUCCAGUUCCCAGGAGAGUCUCAACCGUCCGUUGUCUGCCAAAAGAAGUCCUACUGGAAGUACUGCAUCUAGAGCAUCUACAGUAAGUACAAAAUCUGUGUCAACACCAGGAUCUCUGCAACGAUCCCGCAGUGACGUUGAUGUGAAUGCAGCAGCUAGUGCCAAGUCAAAAGUGACGUCUGGAGCAUCUACUCCCUUCAGCUCUGCUGCAGCGUUGCCCCCAGGCUCGUAUGCAUCACUAGGUCGGAUUCGUACAAGGAGGCAGAGCUCUGGCAGUGCCACAAGCGUCACCUCUACUCCUGCUGACACCCGAGGCCGCAGCCGGGCUAAAGUAGUUUCACAGUCCCAGCCUGGCAGCCGAUCUAGUUCUCCAGGUAAACUGUUAGGAAGCACCUAUGGUGGCCUGAGUGGUGGAGCGUCCAGAGUCCAGCCGGUGCCGUCAUCGUCAGAAAAACGCAGCAAGAUCCCUCGGAGCCAGGGAUGCAGUCGAGAGACGAGUCCCAGCAGGAUAGGACUAGACCGGUUUGGGCUCGGACAGCCAGGCAGGAUGCCUGCUUCCAUGAAUGCCAUGCGAGUCCUGAGCACAAGCACAGAUCUGGAGGCUGCCGUGGCCGAUGCACUGCUGUUAGGAGACUCCAGGAGCAAGAAAAAGCCUGUGAGAAGAAGAUAUGAACCCUAUGGGAUGUACUCCGAUGAUGACGCUAAUAGUGAUGCAUCAAGUGCUUGCUCCGAGCGCUCCUAUGGCUCCAGGAACGGAGGCAUUCCCCACUACCUGCGGCAGACUGAAGAUGUAGCUGAGGUCUUGAACCACUGUGCCAGCUCCAACUGGUCCGAAAGAAAAGAAGGGCUCAUAGGUCUUCAGAACUUACUGAAAAGUCAGAGGACGCUGAGCCGAGUCGAGUUAAAAAGGCUAUGUGAAAUAUUUACUCGCAUGUUUGCUGACCCUCACAGCAAGGUCUUCAGUAUGUUUUUGGAAACGCUGGUUGAUUUCAUCAUCAUUCAUAAAGAUGACUUGCAGGACUGGCUUUUUGUUCUCCUGACGCAGUUGCUAAAGAAAAUGGGAGCAGAUUUGCUGGGGUCUGUGCAAGCCAAAGUUCAAAAAGCUCUGGAUGUCACAAGGGAUUCUUUUCCAUUUGAUCAACAAUUUAAUAUUUUGAUGAGGUUUAUUGUAGAUCAGACCCAAACACCAAACCUCAAGGUGAAAGUUGCAAUCCUGAAAUAUAUUGAGUCCCUGGCAAGACAGAUGGAUCCAACAGACUUUGUGAACUCCAGUGAGACAAGACUUGCUGUAUCUAGAAUUAUUACUUGGACAACAGAACCAAAGAGCUCAGAUGUGAGAAAGGCAGCACAAAUAGUCCUGAUUUCUCUUUUUGAAUUGAACACUCCCGAGUUUACCAUGUUACUUGGUGCCUUGCCGAAAACAUUCCAGGACGGUGCUACCAAGCUCCUGCACAACCACCUCAAGAACUCCAGUAACACCAGUGUGGGUUCCCCCAGCAAUACCCUUGGUCGAACUCCUUCCCGGCACUCCAGCAGCAGAACCAGUCCCUUAACUUCACCUACCAAUUGUUCCCAUGGUGGACUGUCUCCAAGUAUGCUGGAUUAUGACACGGAGAACCUAAAUUCUGAUGAAAUCUACAGCUCUCUUCGUGGAGUCACAGAAGCAAUUGAAAAAUUUAGUUUCCGUAGUCAAGAAGACCUGAAUGAACCAAUCAAACGCGAUGGAAAGAAAGACUGUGACAUCGUGUCUCGAGAUGGUGGCCUUGCAGUGCCUGCCAGUGACGUCCGCGGCAGCAGUGACAUUGUGGAAGGGGGAAGGAUGGCUCUAGAUAACAAAACCUCCCUUCUCAACACUCAGCCUCCCCGCGCAUUUUCGGGGCCCCGUGCUCGAGAGUACAAUCCCUACCCUUAUUCCGAUACGAUUAACACUUAUGACAAGACUGCCCUGAAGGAAGCAGUGUUUGAUGAUGACAUGGAUCAGCUUCGGGAUGAAGUACCCAUUGACCAUUCUGAUUUGGUGGCUGAUCUUCUGAAAGAGCUCUCUAAUCACAACGAGCGGGUGGAGGAACGGAAAGGAGCCCUCCUGGAACUGCUGAAGAUCACGCGGGAAGAUAAUCUUGGAGUCUGGGAGGAACAUUUCAAAACCAUUCUGCUCUUGUUGCUGGAAACACUUGGAGACAAAGAUCAUUCAAUAAGAGCCCUGGCACUAAGAGUCCUGAGGGAGAUCUUACGGAAUCAGCCAGCCAGGUUCAAGAACUAUGCUGAGUUGACCAUCAUGAAAACCCUGGAAGCACAUAAGGAUUCCCACAAGGAGGUGGUCAGAGCUGCUGAGGAAGCUGCUUCUACCCUGGCUAGUUCCAUCCACCCAGAGCAGUGCAUCAAAGUGCUUUGCCCCAUCAUUCAGACUGCAGAUUAUCCAAUUAAUUUAGCUGCCAUCAAAAUGCAGACAAAAGUCAUUGAGAGGAUUUCUAAGGAAUCGUUGCAUCAGCUCCUUCCUGAUAUUAUUCCUGGAUUGUUACAGGGUUAUGAUAAUACGGAGAGCAGUGUCCGUAAAGCUAGCGUGUUUUGCCUAGUGGCAAUUUAUUCGGUAAUUGGAGAAGAACUGAAACCUCAUCUUGCACAACUCACGGGAAGCAAGAUGAAGCUACUAAACUUGUACAUAAAGAGGGCCCAGACUACCAAUAGCAACAGCAGUUCCUCUUCAGAUGUUUCAACGCACAGUUAAUGAAGACAUCUGCACACGCGUAGACUUAGAAGCAAUCAAUGGUGCCUCUCAGAGACCUUUCUGCUACUCUUACUUCACUGGCACACUCCAUCAGCUUAAGGAGGCCAUGCAGAUAUUUAUUGCAAUCAGUAUUUUAGUCCCUUAAAGCUUUUAUGUAGAAUCUUAUCGGUAUUGAAUGUAAAGGAAGCAAGGUCUGUGUUGCAGUCUUCAUUAAAAAAAGAAAGUGAACAACAGAAAGCCAUACUUAAACAUAUUUGUAUAGCCUGCUGAAAUCUCUGAAAUAUGUUUAGGUUAGGUUUCCAAAACUGAGUCUGCAAAGGUGGACAUGCAUAAAUGUCAAACAAAUCUUGUUAUUUUAGUUCAUACCCAGUUCUGGUUUCUGUGCGCUAGUUAAUGUGCUCUCUCCCCAUGGUUGCAGCCAUUCUGGCUGGAUUCUCCUCUCUCCUUACCAGUCUUGUGAUCCUCUUUUGUACGUCCUCCUUGCAGCCUGCCUAACUUGCAGGAUCCUCCAUGAGGAGGUCUUUGCAGCUAGGGCUGUAGUUCCAGCCUCUAAUGCUUUAAUACUGAGAGAUAGCAAAUGAGUAAUGGAAAAAGUAGGUUCUUUUAAAACAUUGAAGUUUUGUACAUAGUUCUAACAGACCUUUGAUGGGCUGUUUUUUUCUGUAACUGCUCUCCAGCCAGCUGUGCUUUGUGAAACAGCUGGGCUCUUGCUACAUUCAUUGACACUGUAAAUAUUUCCCCUCUUCCUGCCCAUUUGGCGCUCUUAUAUGCUCAAAAGGCAUGUCAGGUUACUUGUAACUCCUUGAAGGGAGCCUGAGACACAGUUCUGGGACUGAUGCCUGCGAUCAGACACUGGAGUUUGGGUGUUGUGUUGGGCUCUGAGCGCACCUGUGGGUUUGCAGUCAGAGCCGGCAGGGCUAGAUCGUAGUGCUGCUUUGCAAAGCAAGCUGUAUUUUUAUUGAAGUCUGUAGCAUCAAAGGGCUGAUCUGCUCCUCUGACUAGACCCCCAGUGUUGGGUGGCAAAUGGUCUUGUUCAUCCCCACUCCCUGUGUGCUGUGGGCAAAUUGUUCGCCCCAGAGGACAGAAAGGGAAUCUUAAACUGGACAAAAUGCCCCUGUGGAAGUGCCCACUGUGGGGGCUGGCAGGGCUGGUGCCAGUUGCCUGCUACAGCUCCCCUCCUGUGCCUGAAGAACCUGCAGUGCUGUUACCUGCCUUCAGAAACCUCCUGCUUCCCAGCCAGCCCCACACACAGUCCUGCAGGCACUUAGCACUUCAGAGGAACGUGCAGCACUCUCACGAGGGCUUUGGCAGAGUGCUCUGGGUGCCAUCCCGGCUGAGGGCACUGCUGGGCAGAUCCUUUCAAACUGAUGAGGGAGAUGAAGUCAGAAUCAAACCAGCAGCAGUCGAAUACCCUGUGGCACCAUCCUCCACUGAUAGGAGACCCUCCUGUCUGCAGAGGGGGAGCUCCCCCUGCUGCUGCCAUAACCCAGAGGAAGCAGGAAGAUGUUCAUGCUGCUGUUGGUCCCAGGCUGGAUCCAGGCAGAUGGACAGGCCUACCCCAACAUGCAGUGGGUCAGAAGUGGAUUUUGCCCCUACUGCCGGCAGCAUGAAGAUGGAUCCACAGGCUGUAUGUGCUCUCUGGCUGCUUCUGGUGCCUCAGUCUCCCUCCAGCACCCUCCCCAUGGGGAGCUGAAGGGACACCUCAGCAGCAUGCAGGCAACACAAAUGUCUAGUGCCGCAGCAGGGUGGCUGAAGCCCUAUUGUCCUCUGUUCCCACUGAUCUGUGCCUGGGUGGCUCAGCCCCAGUCCACUGCAGCCUCUAAGGAGCUGUGCUGGGAGGUGCUGCAUGGCACCUUGUCCCAUCUGAGCACCCAGUUCCACCAGGGCCCUGCAGGAUGGGGCCAUGGAGUUUUUGGACCCUUUUCCUGCACUGGUAGCCUGAGAGCAGGAGAGGUGACCUGCUCCCGAGUCCCUCAGGACAUAUCCAAGCUUUCACUGGCUGUAGGCCUAAUUUCCCUCAUAUUUCCUGAUACAAAAUGCUAUGGCAGGAGAAACCAUUGCAAUCCUGGUGUGGGGGAUUUCCCCAAGGUCUUCCUGCAGGCUUGAUUAAAGCCAUCCUCACUAGAGGAUGCCGUUGUGACUAUAUUGGCUGCUCCAUGGUCAGCGUUGCCCUUUCUGUGGACCAUUCCUUUACAUCAUCUUUCAGUAGGCUUGGUAGAUUUUUUUUUUUUUUUGAAUGAUCGAAAUUUAGUUUAACAUGAAUUUAUUUUCAUUUUUCCUUUUCAUUUUUUUAUUUUCCUUUUGAGGAAAUAUUCAGCUGACAUGUUGGCAGCAGUUAGCUGUCUUGUUUGAAUUAUUAUUUUUUUUUUAAUUUUUGCUCUAACUGCUCAGUAUUUAUGCCUCUCUCUUUCUCCUCAUGUCAGUUGAGCAUCUGUCCCAGUCCUGGGGUUCAGAAGGUUGGCAUAGCCGACUGGAUGGCGUUUAGCCCCUUCCAGCCGUGGUGGAGCUUUUUCCAUCACCAUUUGCUGUUUGUUUGUUUUUGAAUGGCACACUGUAGCAAGACUCCAGGAAUUGAAUUUCUUCUCAGAUGUUUUUCUUAUAUUUUAUAAAAUUCUGUUAGUAUGCACUGAAAGUGAACGCACUGUAAUUAAUGUCCCUGAACUGACCCUAGCACGUGUGCUGACACUACAAUAGGAAUUAAGAGCUUGUCCUUCAGAAAUACAUGUGGAAUCUGUGGCUGCUUUUAGACUCCAGGGAUGAGCAUGUAUUUUUCGGAUACUAUUGGCAUAUUUGGGGCUGCACGUGGUAGAACCAGGCCUUACUUUCUUGAUCGGAUUCUGUUCUGUUUGUCAACAGAUGCUCAUUAGUGUGUUACUUUGUUUCUUUUCAUGAGUCAAUCAAGGACUGUUCAUCCUUUGAGUACUCUAGAAGUCUGUUAUACCUGUAUACAGUAGAGAGCGUUCUGCUUAGGUAUUUAUAAAUCAUUUGCGUAUAAUGUACAUAGUAAGUUGUUUAGUAUGUUGAACACGACCUGAUCUUUUUUUCCUUUGAAGUACUCAAAGGGCUAGCUCUGAAUGUCACCUCUCUGAUCUGCAGUGUUCUGAUUUCCAAGAGCUGUACAAUCACUUCGUUUUUUUUUUUAGUAAGCAUAAAGGUCUCUCUGGCUACAAAUCAGACAGUGUCCCCGCACGUUUGCAGAGGAAGAUCUGCAUGCUGGCAGUGCCUCACCACGACGGUGGAGCUUGUGUUCACGUUCUCCCAGCAGUAGCCACUACUGCAGCUGCCUUUUUUUUUUUCCCCCUUGCUGCCCAUUAUGCAGGGCUUUGGGUUUUUUGUAUCUUUGAGAGGAAAAAAAGAAAAAAAAAAAUUUGCCCACCAUGCUUAAAAAGUCUGAAUGGGGGAGGACUCUCAGCAGACAGCGGCUCCUGGCUGUAAGGCUGCCGAAAUCUCAGAUGUGGAUAUUUUUCUGCCGUUGGCUGCACCAGUGCUCCAUGGGCAAAUAAUGGAUACAUCGGCCCCCACAGUCUUAUGUACUGUAGUUCUCAUGUAGUGCAGAAUUAUUGAGGCAUGUGGCUUUCUUAAGGUACACUAUGUGUGCUUGCCUGGAUUACAAUACAAUACAAGACUGUCUUUUUUUAUUGCUUAUUACUAGCUUACCAAUAACCUGUAUAAGUAAUGUAACUCGCAUCUUUGUCAUCAAAACCUCUUCUCCCCACCCCUUUAUUUAUCAAGCAUAAUAUUACAUAUUAAGGGACAGAAAAAUAGGUCUUUGUAGAGUACAGCAGGAUGUUGCUAACAAUAAUGUUUUAAAUGGGAAGUAAAAACCGCUCUGAAAAAUGCCAGCCAUAAGAAAUGAUUUUGUUGGCACUGUGUUCAUGCGCAUGUAUUUUUUUCUAUUUUUCCGCUUUUGUCAUGUUACAUCCAUAUCUGUAUUUAUAUCUUAUUUGUUUCACUUUUGAGUGUAUCAUGGCAAUUGUACAGAUGUUUUUUGUUAACAUUUACGUGAUAGAAUUUGCUAAAAAAAAAUUAAAAUCUUUUGAGUUUGCCCUAGAAUAA